AUCGAAAUGCCCGGAGUCCCGUCUAGCAAAGGCUGCGAUGCUUGUCGACGCGUCAAGAAAAAAUGUGACGAGCUAAAACCAUGCUCGCGAUGUCGACGAUUGCAGAUCAUCUGUAUUGGCAGUGGGCAGCAGCGCUUUAAGUUCAAAAAUGCGGAGUCACAGCAGAUGAAGACGGCAAAUGGAGAGCGGAAGCGGGCUCGGGUCGUGAUAUCCCCAGCCAAGGUUCUAGCAAAUUGCCCUCGGAUCUCAACCCAGAUGCCCGGCAAUGAGCUAGCCACUUCUUUCGCCAAUACCCUGACUAUCACCGACGUCAGGUAUGAUAUAACAUACUAUGGGUCAUUCUUGAAGGAAAUUCCCCGACGUCUAGGCAGUAGUGUGGCUUUAGACGCGUCUGUGAAGGCAGUGGUCACGGCCUAUCCGUAUUUUCGCCACCAAAACUUUUCACCAGAUGCUUACAUGGAAUAUUGCAAUUCUCUUCGGGCGCUUCGAGAGUCCUUGAAUGACCCAGUCGAAGCGCAGUCCCCGAAUACUCUCUGUGCUGUUUACCUAAUUACUAUCUGCCAGAGCUGGCUUGGAAGAUAUGAUGAUAAACUAAAGAGCCAUGGUGAAGCAAUCGCCCACCUCAUGAAAAUUGCCGAUCUGCGCAAAUGUCAAACUAGUUUCGAAAAGGAUAUGAUCAUUACGCUGACCGUCCCCGUGAUCCUGGAGGCUGUUGUCAACCCCCGCAUUCAAAUGGGUUCUCAGUGGUGGGAAGAUGUCACACGACGGUUUUCCGUGGCACCCCGUCCUCGAAAUUCCAAUCCGCCCAGAUCUUCAAACACUUUGAGCACCCUUGCCAAGUUCCCUGAAUGGAUACGACGGCCAGACCCGUAUAUUCCCGAGAUCGCAGUCGUUUAUCUAACAAUGCGAGAUGACGCCGACCGAAUGGGUCAGUACCUAGCUCAUUGGUCCGACCCGGCCUCCAACUCCUUCACUGAUUCAACCGCCAUUGAACACUGUCGCUAUCAGGCUGGAUACACGCUGGUCGUCACCCUUGCCCUCAUUCUGAACACUCUUCUUCGAGCGUUUGAUCCUCAUAACACUGUCCUCAUCACCGAGGCCUACACAUUUUGCGAUCAUAUCAUACGCGAAGCUGAAAUUGCUUGCCGUUAUCGCCCACUUGGGGCUGCUUACGUCUCUCUGUGCCUCGUGGUGGGCUGUUCUGCGGCAGAAGACCCCCAGCAGUUAGCACAUAUCCAGGCUCUCCUGACCGACUAUUCGACUGAUUUCAAGGAGAUUAACUGGAUCGAACGUGCGAUGUGGCUUCGAGCUGCGUUCUACAGUCAUAAUCUGAGGGUUGGGUCAAAUGGAAAUACUACUAGUGAUUCUGAUCUUGGUGGAGGGCUUCUGGCAGCUGCUUGGGGUGAGCACAAUGGUCGACCUGAAUCAUGUGUUUUGAUGUAG
Molecule: messenger RNA, 1443 nt
Organism: Penicillium cataractarum
Lineage: Eukaryota; Fungi; Ascomycota; Eurotiomycetes; Eurotiales; Aspergillaceae
Product: Zn(II)2Cys6 transcription factor domain-containing protein
Exons: 4
Biological process (GO): regulation of DNA-templated transcription
Molecular function (GO): zinc ion binding; DNA-binding transcription factor activity, RNA polymerase II-specific
Source: RefSeq, a predicted model, not a curated record